CACGGGUCGCGCGUUGAUAUUUUCUCACGCCCGAUCCCCGGUUGUAUUAACUCUGGUAGCCCCAGUAGGAGAUUUUCUGUGUCCUGUCUUCGGUAGUCGCGUAUAAAGGUUCGGCAGUUCUGGAAUUCGGUGAUCCUCGACUAAGGACUCACAUCAGGGAGUCCCGUUUUGAAGCCGGUGGUGGAUAAGUAUUUGAGCAUUUUGGAACCUCGGAAUCAACCUUGGCUAGUUCCGCGUGCAUGCGUUUCAUUGCAUAGUGAACCUUCAAAGUGGAAACAACAGCACCUUUUUUGUUGCCGACACUGUGCUAUCUACGGUGGUGUCACGCAUGGAUUGGUCCAGUUCCGUGAAAGAAGAAAAAAGCAUUGCCUAUCGCUCAAUGUGGCCUAGGUGUACUAGUGGAUUCUCGCUUUCGGAUUAAAACAGCGGUCUUCGGGGUUUAUUGGUUUUACCUCACUUUCAAAGCACGAAGAAAAUACAGUCGAGAAAUUUAGAUAGAAAAAAAUAGCAGGGGUGCCUGGCAUUGAAAGUUGAAGGCGAAUUCUUCUCAAGUGCUAUACUAUUGCCACUUGUUGGUGUGUCAGUGAUGAAAAUGGUGGCCAUAGACUGGCGAAGAAGUGCAAACAUGAUAGCAUUCGGUGCGAUGUUGAUCCUGUGUGCCAUCGGUGUCGAUGCGGUUCGAGUGAUGCAACAACAACAACAACAACCGAUUGCAUCCCGGAGAAUUACAGAAAAAGUAGCCGCGCCACUGGAUCAGACGGCCGCGUCUUCCUGGUGGCAAACACACAUUACCGAUGCAGUGCCGACGCCUAAAAAUUUCUUCCAGGCCACUCACGGUCUGGUUCAGACACAUCCAGCACUCACGAAGUCAGCCUUGAAAGCUUCUCCGCUGAUAGGAGGCAAGUCGGUGCUUUCCAGUGGAUUCCCAUCGAUCGCUAAUCCGAACCCGCGAUCACCCUUCCGCCAUUUGGACUUCAGCAGUAGUGCGACUGCCGAGCUGAGGCGCAAUCCAAGUCUAUCCGCACCGGAUGAGUGCGCACGUGCUUGUCGCGAAGGAGAGCCAGCUAGAAUAUGCUACUACCAUUUCACCGUAGAGUACUACACCGUGUUGGGCGCCGCGUGCCAGAUUUGCACGCCAAACGCAACCAACACCGUGUGGAGUCACUGUCAGUGUGUCUUGGCCGAUGGUGUCGAGCGAGGUAUUCUGACCGUCAAUCGUAUGAUCCCCGGUCCGAGUAUUCAAGUGUGCGAAAACGACAGAGUUGUGAUCGACGUGGAGAACCACAUGGAGGGUAUGGAAUUGGCCAUUCACUGGCACGGUAUCUGGCAGCGAGGAACGCAGUACUAUGACGGUGUGCCAUUUGUGACACAGUGCCCAAUUCAGCAGGGAAAUACGUUCAGAUAUCAGUGGACCGGCAACGCAGGUACUCACUUCUGGCACGCUCACACAGGUCUGCAAAAAAUGGACGGUAUUUACGGUAGUGUUGUCGUGCGCCAACCACCCUCCCGUGAUCCUAACUCGCACCUGUACGAUUUCGAUUUGACCACGCACAUCAUGCUGGUUAGCGAUUGGCUUCACGAGGAUGCCGCCGAACGAUACCCAGGUCGUCUCGCUGUUAACACCGGCCAGGAUCCCGAAUCGCUACUUAUCAACGGCAAAGGACAGUUCCGUGAUCCGAACACCGGUUUCAUGACCAAUACCCCGCUGGAGAUUUUCACCAUCACCCCCGGCAGACGGUACCGAUUCCGUAUGAUCAACGCUUUUGCCUCUGUCUGUCCAGCGCAGGUUACCAUUGAGGGACACACCCUGACGGUCAUCGCCACCGACGGAGAACCAGUGCAGCCGGUGCAAGUCAACACCAUCAUUUCGUUCUCAGGUGAACGUUACGACUUCGUGAUCAACGCUGACCAAGCCGUCGGAGCAUAUUGGAUUCAAUUGCGUGGUCUCGGAGAGUGCGGUAUCAAGCGGGCCCAGCAAUUGGGCAUCCUUCGUUACGCCCGCGGUCCAUAUCAGCCUGCAUCACCGCCACCAACCUACGAUGUCGGUCUGCCGCAGGGAGUGGUCAUGAAUCCACUGGAUGCUCAGUGCAACAGACAGCGCGACGAUGCCAUCUGCGUAAGUCAGCUUAAGAACGCUAAAGAAGUAGAUCGAUCACUGCUUCAGGAGAAACCGGACGUCAAGAUAUUCUUGCCCUUCCGAUUCUACCUGUACCGACCGGAGGAACUGUUCCAGCCUAACACCUACAAUCGAUUUUUGGUUGCCCCAACCGGAGACCAUGUAAUCUCGCUGAUUGAUGAGAUCUCGUACCUUUCUGCACCGGCACCGCUGCUGUCACAGUAUGACGAUAUCAACCCGGAACAGUUCUGCAACGGCGACAACCGGCCAGCUGAUUGUGGCGCUAAUUGUAUGUGCACUCACAAGGUGGACAUUCCACUGAAUGCGAUCGUGGAAGUAGUUUUAGUCGAUGAAGUCCAACAACCGAAUCUUAGCCAUCCAUUCCAUUUGCACGGUUACGCGUACAAUGUAAUUGGUAUCGGGCGCUCUCCUGAUUCCAAUGUGAAGAAAAUUAAUCUCAAACAUGCCCUCGACCUGGAUCGUCGUGGUUUGCUGCAUCGACAAUUCCAACUUCCUCCGCUGAAGGAUACCAUAGCUGUACCCAACAAUGGCUACGUGGUGCUACGAUUCCGUGCUGACAAUCCUGGUUUCUGGCUGUUCCAUUGUCACUUCCUGUUCCACAUCGUGAUAGGAAUGAACCUGAUCCUUCAGGUCGGUACGCUUCAGGAUCUGCCUCCAGUACCACCGAACUUCCCGACAUGUGGCGAUCACUUACCUCCGAUUCAGUAAUGUACUUUUUUAGCACAAAGCAAAAACUAGCCCCAGCUUAGCACAAACUUUUCGGCUACAAUUAAUAACGGACCAGAAAGUACACACACUAGUCUGAGAAGUCAACGCGCUUUUGUAGUGGUAAAGUAUACCAACUACGCCAUGCGCCUGAAAAAUCUAAAUUUAGUUCUCCGCAAGAGAGAAAGAGAUAGAUGGAUGUGAAGAUUUUAUUCUAUUUUAUUUUUAUUUUCUUUCAAAAAUACUAUUCUAUUCCUUAGCGUUAGUUGUGAGAAACUGAGAAUACUCCCUGAAAAAAUGUACCAAUAUGCCGACAGUGUUUUGUUUAGACUUUUAGACAGAGAUUUUUGUUUUAAUUUAUAUAGCAUUUUUUUCGUAAGUAAAUUAAUUUGUAGUUAGGAAAUCGACGCUCGGAGCAGAGCACACACAUGCGGCGCAGGAAGCUAUAUAUUGUAGAAAUCGUAGACAAAAGAAUAGGUUAACUGCGCCUAUACAUCUUCGAGUUUUAAGUUUAGAUCAAUUUAUUUCAUGCUUACUAAUUUUAUCAUUCAUUACAGAUCGAUUUAAUCAUCACUCGCAAGGUCUAACCGGAAAGGGGUUGCUCAUUUUUUCUAUAAUUUAAUUUGUCCUGUGUUUUCUAACAAAAGUGUGCCACCAUAUUUAUUUACUGUUUUGUUUUGUUUUUUUUUUUCUUUUUUGUAAUAUUUUCUCGUCCGACUUAAAGGAACUCGAAGAGUAUGUCAAAAAUGUAAAUAUUCAUAAUACUCAAACAAAUUCAUAUUGUGUCUAUGCUAAUACGAUAUUUGCUCUAUUUCGACAUCGCGAUUCACCAAUUUUUCAUCCCAAUCAUAUGCACAUACAUUCCCGAUCCAUGAAAAAGUUUUCUCAUAAAGUAAACCUGUCUGGAAAUACCCUCCUCAACAACGCUUUAAAUGUGGCCUCUCUUCGAAUGAACCAAAAACACCGAAAAAGUUUCCGACACUCGUUCCCCCAUAAACAAACCAAGCAAGCAAGCACUGCCAUCAUUUGCUAGUCCUCGAAUAAAAGAAGAGGGGCAACAAGUAUCUGCGUGAGGGAAAAUUUCUGAUGCUAAUAAUGCCUACACCUAUUUCCACCCGCCGACAAAAUCAGUAGAUACCCUGUGACCUGAACUUUCCAACUCUUAAUUUUUCGCUUUUGUCAAUUUUCCUCAUCGUUCAUCAUUACUGACAAUCGAAGCAUAAUGCGAAAGUAUUUGAAGUUUAUUGGUUAAUAAUAGCAGACAUUAUUUUCGAUUGAUCCUUCAUUGUUCGGAUGUUCACCAAUUACCUACCACAGAUUGUGUUAAACAAUGAUGCCGACAUCGCCGUAUGUAGACGCAAAAAGGUGUCCAAUUUAUUAAGAUGUAAAUGCAGCCGCCACUUUUUUGUGUACUACCAAGAAUCGAUUAAAUUAUGUAUAAAAAUUGUGUAUAUAAAAUUA
Topomyia yanbarensis is the source of this 4303-nucleotide messenger RNA. RefSeq lists its product as uncharacterized. The record is from RefSeq and is a predicted model, not a curated record. The transcript has 9 exons. Gene Ontology annotation, cellular component: plasma membrane. Gene Ontology annotation, molecular function: copper ion binding; oxidoreductase activity. Gene Ontology annotation, biological process: iron ion transport. Bases 587 to 2845 code for a protein of 752 amino acids. Lineage: Eukaryota; Metazoa; Arthropoda; Insecta; Diptera; Culicidae.